AUGACUAACUCCGAGGUCUCCGACUCAAAUGAAGCACGGAGGAGGCCCUGUGUAAGGAAAUUGAUCGAGUUGACUGCUCGCCCUUUACCGACGACAUGGAACGAGCUCCGCCGCCGAAACGCUCAGGAUUGGUUCCACACCCUACCGUCCACGUCAAUAGGCAACUUCAAGGAGUUCGCCAUCAUUUUCACAAAGGAGUACACCUCCUACAAGACGGUCAGAAAGCAUGCAGACCACCUGUUCAACCUGCGCAAGAAGCCAGACGAGUCUCUACGAGACUACCUGAGACGGUUUAAGGCCGAGAAGGCUAACAUCAUAGGAUGCGACGACCAAGUUGCAUCCUCAGCUUUCAAGGGCUUGCCAACCGAGCACGAGCUAUACCGGGAGCUGGCCAUAACUCCAAGUCAAACCUUGGCAGAAGUGUUCGCGACGGCGGAGCGCUACGCACUUUGGGACGAUGAUCGUAUCUCCGCAAAGAAAGCUAGCAAGCAAGUUGACCACUCGACGAAGCAGGCAAGCCAAAAGAGCAACAAGUUCGAGCAAAAAGCCCGAGAUAAGCGUAAAUCGCGGCCCUAA
Molecule: messenger RNA, 576 nt
Organism: Prunus mume (Japanese apricot)
Lineage: Eukaryota; Viridiplantae; Streptophyta; Magnoliopsida; Rosales; Rosaceae
Source: RefSeq, a predicted model, not a curated record